CAGCCUCAGCAGCUGAUGUGAGGAGCCCUCUGCUGUUCCCGGGCUUCACAUCACACACAGCAGCGCGAGCGCUCAGGGCUUCACGAGCUCGGACAGGUGAUGAUGGAGCUUUCAUAGGGUGUCUGCACAGGUGUGUGAGGGAGAUUCAUAGAUACACACCUGAUGAAAGCGCUCGGCAGGGCCAGUUACACACCGACGCGGAUACCAGAGGAGAAGCAGCAAACCACGACUCUUUUCCAUAGAUGAUGGAUAUUUGAUUCACCUUUAAAGAAGCACACGGACGCUUGAGAUGCAGGACGUCACUGAUCCAGCGCAAAAGUCUUCGGUGCUUUAGUCCUGGAGUGGGGAUUCUCCGGUCUGACGGAGUGACUCCAGCUGCAGGAUGGAAAUGGAGCGCUACCUGGGAGAAAGCGCCGGUGCUCCGGCCAACAGCACCAACACCACUGACACACCAAGAGCGGCGUUUAGCGUCGAGGUGUUGUCGGAGCGACUAGCCGUGGUGGCUCUGCUGGCGCUGCUGACGCUGCUGACGGCCGUGGUGAACGCCGCGGUCAUCGCCGCCAUCUGCACCACCAAGAAGCUCCACCUGCCAGCAAACUACCUCAUCUGCUCACUGGCCGUCACCGACUUCCUGGUGGCCGUGCUGGUCAUGCCCAUCAGCAUCCUGUACAUCACCACCGAGACGUGGUUGCUGGGGCCAUUCGUGUGCGAGGCGUGGCUGAGCGUCGACAUGACCUGCUGCACCUGCUCCAUCCUGCACCUGUGUGUGAUCGCACUGGACCGCUACUGGGCCAUCACUAAAGCCAUCGAGUAUGCCCGCAAGAGGACAGCCCGGCGCGCAGCCAUCAUGGUGGUCAUCGUGUGGGUGAUUUCCAUCUUCAUCUCCAUACCGCCUCUGUUCUGGAGGCAGCGCGGGGAUGGCAGCGGCCCGCAGCAGUGCAUCAUCGAGCACGACCACGUGGGCUACACCAUCUACUCCACGUUCGGUGCUUUCUACAUCCCUAUGACUCUGAUACUCAUCCUGUACUCACGCAUCUACAGCGCCGCCAAGACGCUGUACCAGAAGCGCGGCUCUUCGCGGCACCUCAGCAGCCGCAGCACCGACAGCCAGAACUCUGUGAACCACUGCCGGGUCACACACGCCUUCUGCGUCUCGGAUGUGUCCACCUCUGACCCCACUGUGGAAUUCGACCGGAACAACGUCGCUGUUCGCGUACCACCGUUCGAUAUGGACGCGGCGGAGCAGGAUGAGAGAAAUCAGAUCUGUACAUCUCGGGAGAGGAAGGCGGCGCGGAUUUUGGGCCUCAUCCUGGGAGCCUUCAUCAUGUGCUGGCUGCCGUUCUUCAUGAAAGAGCUGCUGGUGGGCUUGAUGUUGCUGAACCCCUCGCCUCACGUGUCGGAUGCGCUCACCUGGCUGGGCUACGUCAACUCGCUCAUUAAUCCACUACUGUACACCAGCUUCAACGAGGACUUUAAACAAGCUUUCAAGAGACUGAUCAGGCGUAAGGAGCACACAUAGACAGGCGGCUGCUUCAAUGUGAUCGGAACAUUCUGGAUUCAUACGUCUAAAAUUCUAGCAGGAAUAUGGAAAGCACACAUGAUGCAGUGUCCUUGGGAAGAGCUGAUUACGUUUUAAUAAAAUCGAAUGAAAAACCACUGUCUGCUUUUCUAGCACAUCAUCAUUUGAUUACUGAGCAACGGCGUGGAAUGGUUUGACAAGCACAGUGGUCUUUCCUGUACACUGUACUUCCUACUGAAACAGGGAGUAAGGAUGGGACACAUCCAAAGGGCUCAUUUUGUGUGUGUGUUUUUAUGUAACAAGUAAUCUCUAGGUCAUUUUUUCAUGGUCAUUUCAUUUUCAUUCUCAGUCUUGGGAGCUUUUGAUUGGUCAAAUCUGUGUAGUGUAACAUAAGACAUCAACAUUAUAAUCUAUUUUCCAGGAAGAGAGAGACAAAUACUAGUACUGUCAUAUACUGCUCCGAGACUUUGGGUUGAAGAUCCAAGCUUUAUUGAGGGUAAUCCAUAUUCUCAAUCAAUAAAACAUGCAUAAGGUCAAAACCACGAGCAAACAGUCCAAACAUAUAACAAGGUCCUAGACACAGGCAAAUCCAGGGAGACAAGCAGAAGAUAAAAACCAAGACACGUGGAACCAGGAUAAUGCAUCAGAAAUGCAGUAGUGACCCAUACAAGACUUCGCAAUGAGUGAAUGAACACAGGGUUAACAAGAUGAUGAGACACAGAUGGAUGUACAAGCACAAGAUGCACAAGACAUGCAGACAAAAAUCUUUAUAUCAUGGAUACAAAUUAGCAAUUCGUUCCCACAAAUUACUAACACAUCAGCUUGUCUUACUAAUUUGUUUCCUUGUUUUAAGUAAAUCGUGCACAUGAUGUAAUAAUUCUGUCCCUUGUUUUAGUUAAAUUAAAACGACAGAACAAAUUAGUUCAAUGUGGCCACGAUUUACUAACAAAUUAAGUUGUGGGAAUGAAUUCUUAAUUCGUGGCCACAAUUUGACUAAAACUAUUGAACAAAUUGUGGCCAAGAUUGGCUAAAACGAGAGAACGAAUUUGUGGCUGUGAUAUAUUUGUCUGCAUGUUAUGUGCGAGGCUCUGUAAACCCCAUAUGUUAACCUUUUUUUUUUUUUUUAAGUUGAUGAACUUUGAGUUUAACUAUUUGGGUUGCAUGCAUAUAUAUUACAGUCACUUAUACACAAUUUAAACUCGAAAAUCGCUAUAUAGUAGUAAUUAAAAAAUAUCAUUUAUGCAAAACGUUAAACCUUUAACCCACAGGAAAACAUCAACAAUCUCGAAACGCAUCGCCUCAGAUACAUUUCAAGACAGAUCGAGUAAUGUCUUCAACUGAAGGGGUGUUCAGUUCCCAUCAUGCACCACAGCUGAAAUCAAUAUUUUUAUAUUAUUGCAAUGGUGUUGUCUGCUUUUGAGAUGCUGUGCAGUGAAAUUGGUCUGCUUUUUGAUCUGCUGAGGCAAAGUCAGUAGUUUAUGCACGUGUAAAAAAAUUAUACACCUCAAUUCGGUGCAUUUGUUUUUUAUAUGCACAUUUUUAGGAUUUAUGCAUAUCUUGGCUUUUCCAUACAGCAUUUUUUUUAAUGCAAUAUGCAAAAAUGCACAUAAAAAACACGUGGAUAGAAACAAAGUCAUUGUGGUUUGAGAUUUGAAGGUCAUGAAGACUACACUACAGGAAAAAAAUGCAAUUUUAUGUCAUCAUCUCUUUUUUGUAGGGAGGUGUUACACUCAAAACAACAUUCCUGUACCUGUCUAUUCGUAGGCAGAUUUAAUCAACUCAACAAUAGAUGGUGAUUACUAGUCUGUGAAGAUCACAGCCCCUUCCAACACUGAGGUGUCAGUGUGCAACAGGAUUGUGUUUGUGGACUGCAGUGUUCUUGACCUCCAACACAUAAACCACAAUGUCUGUGACAGCAGGCCACAUAGUUACAACAUGCUUGCUAAAUUUCGCAUCCCAUAACUCACAGAAACAACAACACCAUUACAAUAACAGAAGCAAUAUAGCAGUCAAUCAGUCAUUCUCAUUGUCCAUUUGAGCUGUGGUGCAUGAUGGGAACCGAGCCCUGCUCCCAAGACCAUGUUAAGUGCAAUCAAACUGUAGAGUUUGAGUUUGCUUAUUCAGUAUUUCAAGUUAAGUGCAGUUAACAUGCUUGAGUAGUACAACAUCUAAAUCUAAAGAACUGCUACUUAAAAGUUGAGUUUGUUAAAUUAAAGAACUGGCUCUGUGAUCCUGUGAUCAUCAACACAGAGAAAGCUGAGUUCAUGGAAAUUUAAAGAGACACUCUCAUUAAACUCCAAAACAAUAGAAAUAUCUAAUGCUCAUCAAGAUUAAUUGAUUUCAAUCAUUUUAUAAUUUACACUAAUGUUUACAGUAUACAGAGCAAGUAGUCACUUCCACAAUAUAAAUUUACAAAACAAACAUCCUGAAAAACAUCUCGUCCUGCUGAUGAGAUGCUGUCAGUGUCGCCCCCCUGAGGCCCAGCACUGAUCUGCGGGGUCAUCUGGUUUAUUAGAAAGCUGAGCUGAAGCAUGGAUAUUUAAAACAUGUACACUGCCAGUCAAAAGUUUGGAAGAAUAAAGAUUUUUAAUGUAAAAAAAAUACUACAGUAAAAAUGUGAAAUAUUAUUACAAUUUAAAAUAUUCAUU
Molecule: messenger RNA, 4167 nt
Organism: Megalobrama amblycephala (Wuchang bream)
Lineage: Eukaryota; Metazoa; Chordata; Actinopteri; Cypriniformes; Xenocyprididae
Product: 5-hydroxytryptamine receptor 1E
Exons: 2
Coding region: 383-1519 (378 amino acids)
Biological process (GO): adenylate cyclase-activating adrenergic receptor signaling pathway
Cellular component (GO): plasma membrane
Molecular function (GO): G protein-coupled serotonin receptor activity
Source: RefSeq, a predicted model, not a curated record